Messenger RNA from Aspergillus fischeri NRRL 181, 504 nucleotides. RefSeq lists its product as uncharacterized. Bases 1 to 504 code for a protein of 167 amino acids. The transcript is spliced from 2 exons. Lineage: Eukaryota; Fungi; Ascomycota; Eurotiomycetes; Eurotiales; Aspergillaceae. The record is from RefSeq and is a predicted model, not a curated record.
AUGGCUCCCCUGCGCGGCCUGGCUCCACCGCGCGGUCUGGCUUCCCUGCGCGGCCUGGCUCCCCUGCGUGGUCUGGCUGCCUUGUGCUCCAUGGCUCCCCUGCGCGGCCUGGCUUCCCUGCGCGGUCUGGCUCCCCUGCGCGGUCUGGCUCCCCUGUGUAGCCCGGCUUCCCUGCGUGGCCUGGCUUCCCUGCGCGGUCUGGCUUCCCUGCGCAGUCUGGCUACCCUGCGCGGCCUGGCUUCCCUGUGUAGCCCGGCUUCCCUGCGCGGUCUGGUUACCCUGCGCGGCCUGGCUCCCCUGCGGGACCUGCGCGGCCUGCCAUGCAGCCAACUGGUCGACAAAUGGCAUCACCAGCCAGAUAUACCAUACCACCAACUCCCCGACCUCCCGCGGCACAUAUCGAUGGAUGAUCUUCACAUCAUUACUAGCAUGGAACCCCUUAUGAUAUGCCGUCACAAACCUCUGGGGCCCGGGCCGGCUGCCCUGCUGUCACAUGCACCAUAA